Molecule: messenger RNA, 1837 nt
Organism: Heteronotia binoei (common prickly gecko)
Lineage: Eukaryota; Metazoa; Chordata; Lepidosauria; Squamata; Gekkonidae
Gene: TUFM
Product: Tu translation elongation factor, mitochondrial
Exons: 11
Coding region: 226-1605 (459 amino acids)
Biological process (GO): mitochondrial translational elongation
Cellular component (GO): mitochondrion
Molecular function (GO): translation elongation factor activity; GTPase activity; GTP binding
Source: RefSeq, a predicted model, not a curated record
GCGGAAGGUUCGGUGGACGACCUCGCUUAACGAAACGGGACCACCCACCCUGCGCCUCCUUCUGGAGAGAGGGAAAAAAGGGUCCCCGUGAACCAUAAAGACGAAGACCUAGAACGCCGGAAGUGCUUUCUUAUAUGACAAAGGAAGACGGGUGUGCUCGAAAACCAACGGAUAUUAUUAUUCCUCCGCGAGCCGGGAGUAACGUGACUUCCGGGAGGAGCUAAGAUGGCGAGCCGCGCGCUGCUGGUGGCGCGAGGAGGCGUUUUCGGCGUUGCAGGCAUACGUAGCUGUCUGUCUCGAUACUUGCAGGGUGUUAUUGCCACGCCAUCAUCGUGCCCAGCCUUACAUGGACAAACUUUCUUUGUACGAGGGCUUGCGGUUGAAGCCAAGAAAACAUACAUACGGGACAGGCCACAUGUCAAUAUUGGGACCAUUGGGCAUGUUGAUCAUGGCAAGACCACAUUAACAGCAGCCAUCACCAAAAUUUUGGCUGAAGCAGGAAAUGCCCAGUUCAAGAAAUAUGAAGAGAUUGAUAAUGCACCAGAAGAGAAAGCACGUGGCAUCACCAUCAAUGCCUCUCAUGUAGAAUAUUCAACAGCCAAUCGCCACUAUUCACACACAGAUUGUCCUGGGCAUGCUGAUUAUGUCAAGAAUAUGAUCACGGGGACAUCACCUCUGGAUGGCUGUAUCCUGGUGGUGGCUGCAACGGACGGGCAGAUGCCUCAGACAAGAGAGCACCUUCUGCUUGCCAAACAGAUUGGAGUGAAACACAUUGUUGUGUACAUCAACAAAGCUGAUGCUGUAGAUGACAAAGAGAUGCUGGAUUUGGUUGAGCUGGAGAUCCGCGAGCUUCUCACAGAGUUUGGCUACAAUGGGGAGACAGUUCCUGUCAUUGUAGGCUCUGCUCUGUGUGCUUUGGAGCAUCGGAACCCGGAGUUGGGUUUGAAUUCAGUAUUGAAGCUUCUGGAUACAGUGGACGCACACAUCCCGGUGCCAGAGCGGGAGCUCGACAAACCUUUCCUGCUUCCCAUAGAGCACACCUACUCCAUACCAGGCCGGGGUACUGUGGUGACAGGCACACUUGAACGUGGCGUUCUUAAGAAAGGGGAUGAGUGUGAAUUUGUGGGGCACAAUCGGAACCUGCGCUCGGUGGUAACUGGUGUGGAGAUGUUCCACAAACAACUGGAGCGGGCAGAGGCUGGUGACAACCUUGGUGCUUUAAUUCGUGGGCUGAAGCGGGAGGAUACACGGCGGGGGAUGGUCAUGUGCAAGCCAGGAUCUAUCCAGCCGCACCAGAAAGUUGAGUGUCAGGUUUACAUCCUGAGCAAAGAGGAGGGUGGUCGUCAUAAGCCAUUUGUUUCAAAUUUCACACCUGUCAUGUUUUCUCUGACCUGGGACAUGGCCUGCCGUUUGGAAUUGCCUGCAGGGAAGGAGUUAGUUAUGCCGGGGGAAGACACCUCUAUAACUAUGAUAUUGCGGAACCCCAUGGUCUUAGAGGUGGGGCAGCGAUUCACACUACGGGAUGGACACAAAACCAUUGGUACUGGAGUGGUUACAAAGACAUUACCAGUGACUCAAGCAGAUAAAGAGAAGUGGGAAGAUUAGAAUUACAUCCUACAUCAGCAAGUUUCUGGAAGCUGUUUCCUCUGAUGGCUGCUGUGAAACUAAAGACUAGGGCGAGGCAAGUGAAUGGGAAAGAGACAAAAAUGUGAGCAUCUUCUCAAAGAAUACAUUUCAUGUAAGCCUUGGAAGGGGAUAUUAAAUGCAUAUGAUGUUUUGUUCAGUCCUAUUUCAGAGGAAAAACUGGUUAAAUAAAAAACUGUACAGCUGAUCUGAA